This is a messenger RNA of Vairimorpha ceranae, 204 nucleotides long. RefSeq lists its product as hypothetical. The transcript has a single exon. Lineage: Eukaryota; Fungi; Microsporidia; Nosematidae. The record is from RefSeq and is a predicted model, not a curated record. The coding region runs from base 1 to 204 and encodes 67 amino acids.
AUGCAAGAGAUUGAAGGGCAUAUGUUUGAAGUUGUUUGCACUGGGGAUAUGCUAGCAACCGAGAUUGGAGCUCUUAUGCUAGCAACCAAGAUUAGAACUUUUUGCAUGGUUUUUUUAAAUCUUUUAAUGUUGAUAAUGUUUUUGUUUAUGCAACAAGGAAUGGUCCUAAUCAUUUAUGCAAGAAGGGUGUGCAGGAGAAAUUAA